AUGGCUGUGAUGAAUGGAUUCACACAUGUUUCGGAUCUCAAAGCCUACAAGACAACAUGGAAGAUCAGAGUCAGGAUCGUCCACACAUGGAAACAAUACACGACAUACGCAGGAGAAACUAUAGAAAUGAUUUUGGCUGAUUUUAAAGGUUCCCUUAUUCAUGCUACUAUUAAGAAGCAGCAAUUCAACAAACACCAAAGACUUAUUGUUUUUGGUGAUUGGCGAAUUAUUGAGAACUUCCAGCUGUCAAGAUCAACGGGGAUGUUCCGGGCAACAAAGCAUCAAUACAAAAUGACCAUCAUGAACUCCACAAUCAUAAGCCGAUGUGAUUCUGUUUCGAAUGAUUUUUAUUUGGAUCUAGCUUCAUUCGAUAACAUACUAGCUGAAGAUGGUUUGAAUGAAAAUAUUCUAAUUGAUGUUGUGGGACAGGUUGUUUCGUGUGGCGAAAUGAAAACCUCAGAACUUAAUGACAAACCCAAAAAGAGAUUAGAGGUCAUCCUUCGAGAUACAAGGAAUAUAGAUCCAAGAGGAGGGUUAAUGAAUGGAACAAGGUUGCAGAUCACACAAUUGGCUGAGUUUGUUUUGGAAGUGAUUGUGAUUACAGGAGACAGAGUCGGUGACAAAGUGCUCAUUCCAAGGAUAUUGCUCACUCCUUCAGAUACUAAACUACCUUUCAAAAUACGGCGAAGACAAUUACCUUUGGUUGUUGCUUUUGCAAUGACUAUUAACAAAAGUCAGGGACAGUCUUUGGAUUAUGUUGGAUUGUAUUUGCCGAGGCCAUGUUUUUCACAUGGUCAGUUUUAUGUUGCAGUUUCAAGAGUGACUAAUAAGAAAGGAUUGAAGAUCUUGAUAGUAGAUAAAGAAGGAAAACCUCAGAAGGAAACAAUGAACGUCGUAUUCAAAGAAGUGUUUCAGAAUUUGAAAUGA
Camelina sativa (false flax) is the source of this 927-nucleotide messenger RNA. NCBI's taxonomy places the organism in Eukaryota, Viridiplantae, Streptophyta, Magnoliopsida, Brassicales, Brassicaceae. The record is from RefSeq and is a predicted model, not a curated record.